Messenger RNA from Phymastichus coffea, 2532 nucleotides. RefSeq names its product carnosine N-methyltransferase. Bases 438 to 1649 code for a protein of 403 amino acids. The record is from RefSeq and is a predicted model, not a curated record. Gene Ontology annotation, molecular function: S-adenosylmethionine-dependent methyltransferase activity. Lineage: Eukaryota; Metazoa; Arthropoda; Insecta; Hymenoptera; Eulophidae. The transcript is spliced from 7 exons.
UUAUUUAGUUCAUUGCGUGUAAACAGCUUUGUGCAGAUGAAUACUGUCAUUAUAAAAUUAGCAGGUAUUGCAUUACUUUAUUUUUAUCUAAUUAAUAAGACAAUACUGAGUUAUAAAAAAAUUUCCGCUUGCAAAUUAUAACGCUGAAUGACAACUGAGGUUAUUAGCUUAUUGCUCGACAAAAAUUAACGCAGUACAGUGAAAAAGAGGGGACAGAGUAUGUAUAUAUGUAUGAUAUAUACAAGAAAGCAAAGCACGCGGCUACGAAUAGUACGAAUAGAACAAAAAUAGACAGAGUCGGAGAGCGAGAAAGAGUAUGUACCUAAACGCCAGCGGCAAGACAACAGCAAUACUUGCUUUCUGUUCUCUCCUCUUCAAGUCGCGCGCGCAGUCAUUGUUUCGCUUGACUUGACGAUCGAGAGGACGAUCAAAGAAAAAUGGAUGGUGGCCCAUUAGACGAGUAUCCAAAGAAAAUGAACAGCACUUACGAUGAUGAAGAAGAAAAGAAGCAUUUUCAAAGAAUCGUUACAGCAUUCAAGUAUUACAAACCACAUUCAUUACAAAGAGUGAAGAAAACUGAAACAUAUCUUCUGUCACUUCCUCCACAUCACCAAACACUACUUAGCAAGUACAGGGAUCAUCUCAAUAGAGUCAAAACUUGUAUUGAAAAUAAUGAUGAAAUUAUCAAACUUAUAAUAAAAGAUGUUACACAUAUUUUUGAGAAUGUCAGCCCAGCCUCAACCACUGACAAUGUAAGACCAGUUCCUAUGACUCUCACUCAUCGUCCAAUAUUAGCAGAUCAAGAAAAGGUUCAGGCUACGAUAAAGCAGCUGGUGAGAGAUUGGAGUAUCGAAGGAGCUGAAGAGCGGAAAACCUGCUAUCAGCCCAUCAUUGAUGAAAUUGUUAACCAAUUUCCAGAGCCCCAUUGGUAUGGUACACCAGGGGAUAUCCGAAUUCUGGUACCCGGAGCUGGACUUGGGAGGCUUGCCUAUGAGAUUGCCAAGAGAGGUUUUAUUUGCCAGGGGAAUGAAUUCUCUCUUUUCAUGCUCUUUGCAUCGCAUUUUGUACUGAAUAAGUGCAGAGGAAUAAAUUAUUACAAAGUUCAUCCAUGGGUUCAUCAAUAUAUGAAUAAUCUGAAACCAGAAGAUCAAAUAAAAGAAAUCAGCUUUCCAGAUGUUAAUCCGAGUGAUCUCCCUGAAAAUGCACAAUUUUCUAUGGCAGCAGGAGAUUUUUUACAGGUUUAUACAGAAGAAAGUUAUUGGGAUUGCGUCGCUACGUGCUUCUUCAUUGAUUGCGCAAAUAACAUAGUACAAUUUAUUGAGACCAUUUAUAAAAUAUUGAAGCCAGGUGGUAUUUGGAUUAAUUUGGGUCCACUUUUGUAUCAUUUUUCUGAUCUGCCGAUGGAAGAAUCAAUUGAACCAAGCUAUAACGAACUACUUGACGUAAUACGAGGCCUUGGCUUUCAGAUACAGAAGGAGCAAACGCACGUAAAAACACGAUACGCACAAAACGUCAACAGCAUGUUGCAGUAUGAGUAUAAUAGCGUUUAUUUUGUUUGCCAAAAGCCAAAAAGGCUGUAUACAGAUGAUCAAGCAAUGAGCCAAUACAAUGGUUCAGAUAAUAAUGGACUGCAAGAACAAGAAAGUUAGUUAUUUAUCUGGUUGUGUCUUACUCUCAAGGAUAAUUGAAAGAACAUAUAUUUAUAUUUUUCAACUUUUGGACUGUUGCGUUUAUACAUUCUUUUAUUUUUAAAUACAAUUUUUUCUAUGCUAUAUGCAACUUGAUAUGAAUCCAUCUUCAAUUUCUUUAAUUUCAUCACGUUGAUUAAAAGUUAAAAAGCAAAAAUAAUAAUUAUUGGAUUAAAUGCAAUCAAUUGUUUCGAAAUGUCCUUGACGAGGGUAAAUGUGAUUUAGCAUAAUCAUUAAUUUUUUACUGUUGCAUUAUCGAUCGACAUAAAUAAAUUGUACUAAUAAGUUUGAAAGUAUACACAGCUUUCACUAAAACAGGGAAUAAAAUAUUUCCUUCCGUACAGAUAAUUAAAUUAUUUUGAUAAAUACUCGUGGAUAGUCUAUGUAAUACAAUACGUUAUCCAAUAAAUAUUUAUAUAUAUACUAUAUACUAUACUUGUAAAGUACAAAUUUUGUGAAGAGCAAAAUACACAAUGCAUAGUACUCUAGCAGUAUUUAUAAAAUUGAAGAAACUUGUAAUAUGUUUACAUAUGCAAAGUAUUUUUGAAAUAUUGAUUGGUAACAAGAAUAUUCUAAUUCAAUUUUACUUAAGAUCGAUGAUGCACUUUCAUAAGUAGUGCCUUUUAUAUGUUCUCAUUUUUAUGCAAAUAUUUUUUUGUUAUUGAAAAACAGAAAAGAUAUAUUUGUAUAAUGUAAAAUAUUUAAAAGGACUUGGCUAAUAAUGUUUUAAUAAUCCAGUUUUGAAGAAUCAAUCGAGAAAAUUUUUCACCUAAUACUAAAAGAACUGCACAAUGUUUCAUUGUUAGAAAUAAUAUUGUUUCAACAAAUAAAAAUAAAAUAUGUA